ACUGCUGCUGCUGUCUGAGAAAUAUCAAGACUCUCAUCCCGUUCGCAGAAAGAAUAAAAAAAAAGAGGGGAGAAAUGACGUUAUUUGACCAUGUGCCCAAAAUCCUUAAUGAAUAACUUAGAACGAGGAGGAGGCAAACGCUGCCCCAGCUGUUUCCUGUUGAAAAUGUCUGUGUAAUAUAGAUAAAUGUGAGGGAUUUUCUCUCUAAAUCCGUCUCCUGUUCGCUAAAUCUCACUUCUCCAAAACGAGCCUGCGCAAUGGAACAAAGUGGGAAUAUUGAGAUGUGACAUUGCCCCGCAUCUCGUCCUCUUUCUUGCCCCGAUUUCUUUUUUUUAAUGACUUCAAACAAGUUGCUCAUUUUCGCCGGGCUUCUUUGUCUUUUUGCGGAGAUCCGCGGUGAUGUCUAGUGCUGCUUCCUCUCAGUGGCAUUUAUGUGAUGUCCUCAAGGGUGCGAUGUGCUGUAUCUCCUGUAGCCACACCCUCUCACUACUGCUGUGCAUCCUCACCCUGACUCCUACAGCAACAGGGGCGGGCCCGGAGACCCUAUGCGGGGCGGAGCUGGUCGACACGCUGCAGUUUGUCUGUGGAGAGAGGGGCUUUUAUUUCAAUAAGCCAACAGGCUAUGGUCCCAGUGCAAGGCGGUCGCACGGCAUCGUGGAUGAGUGCUGCUUCCAGAGCUGUGAGCUGCGGCGCCUGGAGAUGUACUGCGCACCUGCAAAAACCAGCAAGCAGUCUCGUUCUGUACGUGCACAGCGCCACAUAGAUGUGCCGAGAACUGUCAAGGUCAGUAACCCGGGACAUAAAGUGGACAAGGGCACAGAGCGCAGGACGGCACCGCAGCCAGACAAGACAAAAAACAAGAAGAGACCUUCAUCUGGACAUAGUCACUCAUCCUUUAAGGAGGUCCAUCCAAAAAACUCAAGUCAAGGCAGCUCCGGGGGCAAAACUUACCGAAUGUAGGGAAGCAGGAAGCGAAAGAGAGAAGGGAGUGGCCUUACCUGGUACCCCUGUGGAACGGUUCACUGGUUCACUGUAAAACAAAACGAAAGGAUGCGAAAAAUGGCAGAAAAGCUUAAAAAAAAAAAAGAAGUUGUGUUUAAAGGCUGGAUGAGGGUACUUGUGAUCACCUCAUUCCUUAUGAGGAGGAAUUCUUUAACUCAUUGUAAAAGACUAGUUUAGCUGCUAAGACACAGUACGAGCUUGCAAUUCCCUUCAUAUUUAAGCUGCAAUAGCCCUCUUUCCUUUGGCUCCAGAAAGGGUGGGAACAUCACCCAGACAGGAAUGAGUGGUCACAUCCAUUUCACUCUUCACAGUCACAUAACAGUUUAAUAUCCCUGUUGAAAUUCAGAGUUUGUUUUUAUGCACUAUAAAUUUACUGGGGAUAUGUUGGUCAUCUUAAAGACCAGGACCAUGUGGUUUAUUGUUAUACAUUUAAACAAUGCUGUUGGUAAUUUCACCCUGAGGCGGACUUAAAUCCCUGUUAUGUGGAGUGGCUAGGGGGUUUGAGAGCAAUCCAUUUCCUUUCUAAGCCCCACUAAGUGUUCAGAACUGGAUCCAUAAUACGCACGCUUUAGGUAAUUUGUAGGUUUCAUUUUUUAAAAAUAAAAUAAAGAGCUUUAGUUUUUUUCUGUUUUCUAAAGCACAGAGAUUUGUUUUCACUUGUCAGCUCCCUCGUUUGGUUUAUUUUAAGAAAUAGGUCAGUGGAUUCAAAGUUCAUCUGGCAUAAAUGAGCAGAUUAAUCAAACAGUGACCACCAGACAAUAUGUUUGUCGUCUGUGUGCUUUUCGCUGGUCACAACCUUUGAGAGAUUGCAAAACAUUUACUUCUUAUUAAUCAGGAAUUUUAAGUCAGUUUUUUUUAACAUGAUUUUCUAAAGGGUUAUUUAAGGAAUUGUUUUUAAAUGAGCAAAGACUAAAACAAAAAAGUGAAGUUAAAAAUAGAAUUUUCUAAAUUAUAAGGAGUUUGUUAUAGAUCGGCACCAAAUAGCUCAUGAUUGUGCAUUAGAAGAAGAUUCCUGUUUAACAUUUUUACAUAAAAAGUUUUAGUGUGCAUUGUGAUCAGUCCUUCAGUACUUAAAAAAAUCUUUAGGUUUAUGUCUCCAACAGGUUUGCAUGUCUACAGGAUAAAACCAUCCUUCAUUUUUUGUUGCAAAACAGGUUUAUCCAAAAUUGGAUGGAAAAUCCUUGUGGAUUUUCUCCUUUUUAAUACCUUGGGUCUGUGAUAAAGCCCUUCUAGUUGAUCCAACCAUUUCAAACUAGCUCCAGCUUUAUUCUUUGCUUUGCAUUUAGCUAUAUUCUUGUUCCUGGUUCCCUGACCCUAUAAAACAAAAGCAUCCCAACAGUAUGAGGCUUCUACCACCAUGUAUCCCAGUGGAGAUGGUGUAUUCAAGAAAUGGGGAGCAUUUUUCUUCCACGUCGAGCAAAAAAGUUCAAAUUCAGUCUCUUAUCAUUUCAUCGUCCUCAACCUGUUUGCUUAAUUUCUUGUUUGGCUUCUGACAAACAUAAACAAAACUUUUGGAGGGGUUCUUUCAAUGAUGUUCAUCAUACAUUUAAAAAAUAAACUAAAAGGGAAAUAUGUGUGGUUUAGCUGUGAAUCUCUGCAGCUCCUCCUGGAGCAUUUCCAUUCUGGUCAGUAUUUGUGGGAACAUUUUAUUUAGAGGAAUCAGGCCAGAAGGGACUGAUCACUCAAACAAACCAUAAUUUUAAAAUAUUUUUUUUUUUACCCACUUCUCAAUUUUGAGCUGUUAUGUGUUAUUUUUUAUUACUUAAAUUCCUAUUAGAAUAACUGCAGAGAUAUUUUUUUUCUUACAUAACAAAAUGUUGACAUUUUUUGUGGAGAUAUUGAUUCAUUUCAGGCACAGAAACGUUUGUUCAGUCGAUUAUCAUUACCUGAACUCUUAUUAUUCAAUGAAUUCUAGUUUUGGGUUUGAUUCUUUAUUUUGACGCAGUGACAAGAGUACAACCAAACAACACAACAUCCGUUACAAAGUCCACCUUAAAGUCAGGCAGAAUAAACUGGUAAAUAUUACCAGCAAACGUCUGAUUGGCAAAUGCAGACCCACAUUUAAACAUGCAGUAGCGAUGGCAAAUAUAUGAAAAUAAAAUCAUCAAAUAUAACUAAGGGUCAUGAUAACAUUCACAAAUUUCACAAACAAGCAAUUUCUGAGAAGUCCUUGCAUGAAUGGACUGGACACUGAUUUUUCGUUUGAGCCUCCCUGAUUUUGCCCCAAACAUGUCUCAUAUCUGGCUCUGCUUCCUCUCUCUGUGUAUAAUCAAACUGUACUCCCAUUAUGUUAAUCUAUGCAUUACUAUCACUCAUUGUACAUGAUGGUUUCAUAUAACAAAACUGUAUUAAAAAAUCCUAUCCACUGUAUAAUGGUGCUAUUUUAUAGUUUACUUGCAAAGAGAUGGAAAAGACAGAUGGAUGGCAGGGCUUACAUUGGAGGUCUUCCCUUUUGCACAGCCUUGUGGCCACCAUGUUGAUGGUGAUUUUAUUUGUAAGCAGAUUCUUAAGUGAAAGCAACUAAAUGUUUCCGUGUGAACUCUGUGAAUGCAUGGAUAAUAAAAAAAAAGAGAAUGAGUAUACAAUGUUGUGACCCCAGGAAGGCAUAAUGCUAUUUUUUCUACUAUUCUUAAAUUAUUUUCUCAAUAUAAAUCCCUUAUGCCAAAUGUCUUGAUAGAAAUACUGUAAACUGUGAUUCUUCUAAUUGUGUCAAGAUUGUUAAAAGUCGUGGUGUGCUUUUGUCUGUCCAGAGUGCGUGUUGCCUGCAAAUGCCUCCCUGGAAGCCAAAGUGUCAAAUAUGAGGGAAAUCAAAGUGGGAUUAUGCAACUUUUGCUUAACAUCUCCUACUGGUGACAGAAAGUAAAUUAGUUAUAAUCAUUGCCCUUUCAAAUGUCUUCCAUUUCAUGAAAGGCAUUCUUUUCUUUUUAUAUUUUCCAUGAUCAUAUUUAAGAUUGGAAAUUAGUUUAUGUAAGGUCCGAAAAUAUUACUAUACACUACUAUACGUAGUGGGAAAUUACUAAUUUUAUAUGCUUUUAAUGUCAAAAUGUAUCUGUGAAUAAAAAGGCACGUUUCAAUUUUCCAACUGAUGGUAAAACUAGAAUCAGGUGAUUGUUGUAACUAUUAGCCAGUAGCUAAAAAGCUGAAAACUGUGUAUUAUACCAUAUUUUAUAUGUUCAAACCCUUUGGCAACAUUUUUGGUAAUGGAUACUGUAUAAUAGACAAUGCAUAUUUAACUAAACAUAAUUCAGAAGAGUAUAAGUACUGCAGUUGUGCAGCAAAAGUGAUAUGUGAUAGGUGGCCAUCUUGGAUUUUAUUUUUUAAGGCGAGUUUUUCAACUUCUAGGAAACAAAUGUUAAGACUUUGGCGGUACUACAAUAAAAUUUAAAUGUUUUUCUUUAAUUGCACCCUCUGAGUUUUUACAUAAAUCAAUCACACAUUUUUUUAAUUUUAAAAAGUUGCAUGGUCCCACUUCUAAAGAAAUUUUUUAAAAAUAUAUAUUGAGAAAAAUCUGACUUCAUUUUUGAAGUUCAGGAGCAGGAUUACACUCUAAAGCCACAUUUCUACAACAUUUGCAUGCAUCCCGUUGAUGGAAUAGGCCUUGCUCUUUAACUUAAAAAAUAAGAUGAAGUAAUGAAUUUUUUGCAAUGGUUUUUAGUGUUUUUUUUAUACAUAUUUUUGCCCUGAUAAUUAAGCUGAAGUAAAAACUAGUUGAAGAAAAUAUGUUCCUACUAGAAGUUUAGGUAUACAGUGCAUACCAAAGACUUUUUAGAUCCAUUGUAGCCCAUUAAAAUAUAAAUAUAGCAUGAUUCCAUUGUGUCUCCACUACAAUACAGUUUAACACAACGUUUAGGUGUCUGAAUUAUGGCUUGUGUUGUAGAAAGACAGAAAUCCUUGGUGUAUACGGCAUAUUUUAAGGAGCAAACCACAGAAACGACUUCAAAUCAUCAGCUUUUAUGAAUCACUCAAACAUGUCAAGCUGUCAGUGGUGUGAAAUAAUCAGAAAAGACUCAAGCGUGGGAGGAAGUAUGCAAACAUUCAUGACUCCCUGAAGUGUUAGAUGUAUUUUCCUGAAGCUCACUGUCCAAGAACCUGUUUGAUUACAGCCCUGUUAUUUAUGGUGCUUGAUUGCCUUCUGUAAGGAAAGAAAAUACUGACAAACUGUUCACCAUUCCUGCUGAAUAAACCACUUGUCAACAUCA
Molecule: messenger RNA, 5201 nt
Organism: Cyprinodon tularosa
Lineage: Eukaryota; Metazoa; Chordata; Actinopteri; Cyprinodontiformes; Cyprinodontidae
Gene: igf1
Product: insulin-like growth factor 1
Exons: 5
Coding region: 400-960 (186 amino acids)
Cellular component (GO): extracellular region
Molecular function (GO): growth factor activity; hormone activity
Source: RefSeq, a predicted model, not a curated record